UACUGUUAGACACACUGUUUAUAAUGCCAUGUUUUGAAUCAGGCAAUCAGGCGGUCAGCCUAGUGCGUGGACCCUUCCGGCUGGCGGUCUCUCACAGAGAAAAAGCUUCACUCGACAGUUCAACGGUGGUGCUUGUGUUGCAUUUAAAGUGAAAACAAUGGCUGAGAAUGAUGUGGACAAUGAGCUCUUGGAUUAUGAAGAUGAUGAAGUAGAAAAUGCAGCCACUGGUGAUGUCACUGACCUACCAGCUAAAAAGGAUGUAAAGGGUUCAUAUGUGUCCAUUCACAGUUCAGGUUUCAGGGAUUUCCUUCUCAAACCUGAACUGCUUCGAGCUAUUGUGGACUGUGGUUUUGAGCAUCCAUCUGAAGUACAGCAUGAAUGCAUUCCUCAGGCCAUUCUAGGCAUGGAUGUUUUAUGCCAAGCAAAGUCAGGAAUGGGCAAAACUGCUGUAUUUGUCCUAGCCACUUUGCAGCAACUUGAGCCAGUGACUGGGCAGGUUUCUGUGCUGGUAAUGUGUCACACCAGGGAACUUGCCUUCCAGAUUAGCAAAGAAUAUGAGCGAUUUUCAAAGUACAUGCCAACUGUCAAGGUGGCAGUGUUCUUUGGAGGCAUGUCCAUAAAGAAGGAUGAGGAGGUUUUGAAAAAGAACUGCCCGCAUAUUGUUGUUGGCACCCCUGGACGAAUUCUAGCACUUGCAAGAAACAAGAGCCUUAACUUAAAACAUAUCAAACAUUUUAUCUUGGAUGAGUGUGACAAGAUGCUAGAACAGCUGGACAUGCGUCGAGAUGUCCAGGAGAUCUUUCGCAUGACCCCCCAUGAGAAACAAGUCAUGAUGUUCAGUGCUACCCUGAGCAAGGAGAUACGACCUGUCUGCCGCAAGUUUAUGCAAGACCCUAUGGAGAUAUUUGUGGAUGAUGAGACUAAACUGACUCUACAUGGACUUCAGCAGUACUAUGUGAAAUUGAAGGACAACGAAAAGAACCGCAAACUGUUUGACCUUCUUGAUGUAUUAGAGUUCAAUCAAGUUGUCAUCUUUGUGAAGUCUGUCCAAAGAUGUGUGGCUCUAGCACAGCUGCUGGUGGAACAAAAUUUCCCUGCAAUAGCUAUCCACAGAGGGAUGCCCCAGGAGGAGAGGCUGGCUCGCUACCAGCAGUUCAAGGAUUUUCAGCGUCGGAUCUUGGUGGCCACUAACCUUUUUGGUAGAGGGAUGGAUAUCGAGAGAGUUAAUAUUGCCUUUAAUUAUGACAUGCCUGAAGACUCUGAUACAUAUCUUCAUAGGGUCGCACGCGCUGGUCGAUUUGGCACUAAGGGCCUAGCUAUCACGUUUGUGUCAGAUGAAAAUGAUGCAAAGAUCCUCAAUGAUGUUCAGGACCGGUUUGAAGUUAACAUAAGUGAGCUGCCUGAUGAGAUUGAUAUUGCAUCUUACAUUGAACCAACAAGAUAAAUGACUGACACACUUUAGUUUUUCCUGAGGUGGGAGAAAAGAAGACUGAUGUUCUCAGUCAUCCCAGGGCUAGUCUCUCCAGAAGGAGCAAGACUGUGUACAUAAUCCAUUUGUUUUAUGUGGAAAGCUGUUAAAAUGUUCCGAACCUUUUUACAUUAGUACAUUUUUUUUAUUUGUUUUCUUUCUUUCUUUCUUUUUUUUUUUUUUUUUUUUAAACUCUUUUGAAGAUGUCUAUGUAUGUUUGUGCAUGACAGGCUGCAGAAAGCCUCUUUUACAGUAAUCAAGAAUAUACCAGUGUUUGCUAAUUUGUUCUGUGGUUGUUUGAAUAAACCCAGUUAGACUUGAAAAUGAAA
Erpetoichthys calabaricus (reedfish) is the source of this 1797-nucleotide messenger RNA. It is a transcript of the gene ddx39b, whose product is annotated as DEAD (Asp-Glu-Ala-Asp) box polypeptide 39B. NCBI's taxonomy places the organism in Eukaryota, Metazoa, Chordata, Cladistia, Polypteriformes, Polypteridae. The record is from RefSeq and is a predicted model, not a curated record. Bases 158 to 1444 code for a protein of 428 amino acids. The transcript has 11 exons. Gene Ontology annotation, molecular function: RNA binding; ATP binding; RNA helicase activity. Gene Ontology annotation, biological process: mRNA export from nucleus; mRNA splicing, via spliceosome.